Molecule: messenger RNA, 1688 nt
Organism: Striga asiatica
Lineage: Eukaryota; Viridiplantae; Streptophyta; Magnoliopsida; Lamiales; Orobanchaceae
Source: the annotation of a GenBank genome assembly
GUCGGCGCUUAUUGUCUGUGCUGUCCACACGUCUUUCCUACUUGUUCACCUACGCCACCGUCCUCGCCCUCCCUCUCCGGUGCGCUGCGACUACUAUCUAUAUCCUCGCUUCUUAAUUCUUAUUUCUGCUCUUUUUUCCUUUUCCCGUUCAAGUUCUAUCUGUUUUUCGGUAAUUUCGUUGCCCAAUUUUCGUGGUUUUCGUCUUCUUCUGCUGAGGAUUCUGUGUACUGCAUAAUUUAAUUGAUUAUGGUGAUUGGAAUUGAUGGACAAAUACGCAGAUACGUGAUCAUUCAGAUUUUGAUUAUCCUAAAUUUUGGAGUCGGCUUUAUUUCUUUGAUUAGACGGCAGAACGUUUCUCUCGUGUCGUGUUACCUAGAAUUUUGGUGCUUAAACGAGAAAUUCGGUAGAAGAAUUUUCAAUAGGUUCCUAGGUUUCAAUGAUAAAGCUCUGCGGUUGUGGUUGAUGAGAAGUUUCUGAUGAACUUCAGAGGUUGAUGAAUCACGAUGAACUGUUUACAAGCAUGCUAAUAUGCAAAUUUACUGAUAAGUGGUAUGCCGUGUAAUUCGAUGUAUUCAUUCCCCGGACAAUUUCUUGCAUAUUCCCCAUCAAUUUUCGACUUGAUAACGUUAGAUAGAAUGGAACCAGCAGCUUUCUUUCCGCCGUCAUACAUAUUUUUAGUUAAUUUAUGAUAAAUAACUCAUCGGUUGAAACAAUGGACUUCCUUUGCAAACCAAUGAAUCAGGAGACUUCUGAUUGCUUCUUGAGCCAGCAGGAUAUGAACAAAUGACCUUUUUUGAGGAACAUACACAAACCAACCAAUUUUUCGUUCGGUUCUUUGAAUCUCCCAACAUUUAAGGUUGCCAAUGGCCCGAUUUUCGAGGAUGGUCCAAACUUUGAGAUGGCCUUCAAACUCUUCCACGGUAAAGACGGGGUUGUCCUUCUCUCUGGCAGCUCUCAAAUCCAUCUUAACCAACAUGAGACAGGAGGCUGCACCAGAAUUCAACCCUUUAGCAUCAAGAGCUGCCUCUAUCAGCAUGUCAUCAUUUGGUCCAGGUGGACCUUUCGGUUUCAAUUCUUUCUUUGGGAAGAUGCAGAACAAGAAGCCUGAUUCAUCCAGAAAGAGAGAGCAUUCCUCUAAGGGUGACUUGUCAAAACACGAGGCGCUUGGGAACGAAUGGCUCGAGAAAGGCAACUGCCCCAUCGCGAAAUCCUACCGAGCAGUCAGCCACAUCCUCCCUCUUGUGGCGGCCUCCCUUCGCCCGCCGCCCGGAAUCAAGCUCAAGUGCCCGCCAGCUGUCGUGGCUGCCCGGGCAGCCCUGGCCAGGACAGCGUUCGUCAAGAGCAUCCGGCCACAGCCGCUGCCUGCCAAAAUACUCGUGAUUGGGGCUCUGGGGAUUGCCGCCAAUAUCCCAUUGGGCAUAUGGACGACAAAGUUUUCCCUGUCGUGGUUUGCGGCUGUUCAUGUUGCAGUGCCCUUCAUAGCCAUGCUUAGAAAGUCGGUGGCCAUGCCCAAGACUGCCAUGGCUCUCACCAUCUUGGGCUCGGUUAUCGGGCAGAUGAUCGGGUCGCGGGCCGAGAGGAUCCGGAUGAGAGUCGAGGCUGAGAGGGUGGUGGGGACAGCUGGCGGUGGUCGAUGUGGGAAGGGGAUUGAGAGUACGGCCCCAUUCUCGUCCAUCAUUAGCGUGUGA